Molecule: messenger RNA, 1160 nt
Organism: Rotaria sp. Silwood2
Lineage: Eukaryota; Metazoa; Rotifera; Eurotatoria; Philodinida; Philodinidae
Source: the annotation of a GenBank genome assembly
AUGGACGUCUAUCAAGUUCUUUCUUAUCGAAUACCAAAGUUAAUUCAAGAUAAUCCUGAACAUAGUUCAAAACCAAUCUAUGUACUUACAACUGUGAAUUAUCAUGUCAAUGAUCAAUUAGAACAACGGUUACAACAGGCAAAUAAUGAUUAUCAUGGAGAACGUCUCGUACUUAUUCCUUAUAACUUAGGAAAUUCUCAUUCGACUGGGAUAUUCAUAAAAUUUAAGGCUGAUGAUCAUAUUGAACGAGCUGAAUUUAUUAAUCCAGUUAAUGAAUCUAGUUACAUUCCUGAUGAAUUACAACAAUAUUUCAAUGAAAUUUUUCCUGGUGUUCAUUUACAGCUCAGAACUUGUGAACAUAUUGGUGAUCGAAAUCUUAGUGCAGUUUUAACUAUCAAAAACUUACUAGCAAUAGUCGAAGAAUCAGAAUUUACAACAUAUGAAUCUUCAAGUACGAAUAAUGUACAAACUCAACCAAUUGAUUGGCAGCACAAAGACCCAAAUAUUGAUACAUCAUUGUUUUCUGAAGGUAAUCAUUCGAAAUUUUCUGAUUCGGUACAAAAAUCGAAAAGUAUAAUAGAAAGCUCCAAUCAUCAACAUGCGUUACAAUUACCAGUGAAAAUACUAGAAACAAAAGAACCAUUUGAUAUAUCCACAAGACAGAGUAGAUACAAUGAAUCUAAGAUAGAAAUAGAAACUUCAAAAGAAAUCAUUCAAUCACAUAUAACUACGGUAGACAUUCAAAAUUCGACAAAUGACGCCUCCCUUAACAUAAAUGAUACUUCAUCGAUAUCUAAAUCAUACGAAGAUUUGAAAAAACAGUUACAGAAUUGUUUCGAUGAACUUGAUAUCAGUAAUGAGGACGAAUUAAAAAGUCGAAUCGAGGAAAAGAAAAAACGAAUAGAAGAUUUAGCAAAGCAAGGAAAGCAUGACAAUGCACGAAAACGAGAAAAAUCAUUAACAAAAUUAGAGGAAGUUCAAUCAUUAAUGAAUAGAAUUAAAGAGCUCGAAACUUCUGAACUAAACGAUGAUUUUCAAACAUUAAAAAAACAGGUAGAUACUGCUUUCGUUGAACGUGAUAUUGAUAAUGAAGAACAUUUAAAAGAGUUAAUCAUCAAAAAGAAAAAAAGAAUAGAAGCAUUAGAAAAUGAAAGAAAGUA